CAAUCUUACGCGCCGUCGCACUUGUCGUCCUCGAGCAGCCCGCGCUCGCCCCCUCCCCCCUUCUCGCAGACACUCCUUUAUCCCUUAUACACUUUGCACUUCAUGAAGCUCGCCGCUUUCUCCGCUCUUUUGACCCUGGUCACCGUCGCCUCGGCCCACGCCGCUCACGAUUCGCGACACGCUCGCGUCGUUAAACGUCAGGCGACGUCGUCCGUGGCCUCCACCUCCUCUGCCUCCGCCCCCGCAUCCUCCAGCGCAGCAUCGUCCGCCUCAUCCUCCGCCGCCGCCUCUUCAGCCUCGUCGGCGACCGCUGCGGCACCGUCUUCUUCCGCACCCGCUGCGGGUAGCGGCGCGUCCUCGGCGCCCAGCGCGGCAGGCACGGGCGUCCCACCGCUCAGCCAAAUCACCUCUGGCAUGCCAACGGGGACGACCCAGUCCGUCUCCGCUACGUUCAGCGCGGGCGCGUCCCCUCCCGUGUCCGGCGCUCCCGCCCUUCCCACCGCCUUCGUGUUCCAGGCUGGAAAGUGGCCCGCCCAGGACAAGGUCCCCGAUACCACUUCGGAUGAGGUCCAGGGGUGGAUGCAGGAGCUCAACGGCUGGAACAUCCCUUCGUGGACGCCCACUGCCGACGGCUCUUGUGCGGAGGACCCUGCCGCUGCCGCUCAGGCUUCCGACCGUGGCUGGUGGACGUGCGGCGGGUACACGCGCAGCACCGAUAUCACCGCCUGCCCGGAGAAAUUCACUUGGGGCGUCUCCUUCGACGACGGCCCCGGCCCAUAUACCCAAACUCUGCUCUCUUAUUUAACGGAGAAGGCCAUCCACGCGACGUUCUUCGUCGUCGGUUCGCGUGUCAUCGAACGUCCGGCGGUCUUGGUCGAACAGUACAUGACUGGCCAUGAGAUCAGCGUGCACACUUGGUCGCACAGGCCUCUUACAUCGCUCACGAACGAGCAGAUCGUCGCCGAGUUGGGUUGGACCCGCAAGGCCAUCCAGACCGUCCUCGGCGUGACGCCUACGACCAUGCGCCCGCCCUACGGUGAUAUCGAUGACCGCGUUCGCGCCAUUUCUCUGGCGAUGGGCCUGGUCCCCAUCAUCUGGACCCGGACCCCGUCUGCGGGCCAAUUCGACACCAAUGACUGGAAGGUUCCUGGCGGCUUGGUCUCUGGAACGGACUCGUUCGCGAGUUUCCAGUCCAUCCUCGGCAACGCUUCCAUCAUCGACACCGGAUUCAUCGUCUUGCAACACGACCUGUACGAAGCCACGGUUGACCUGGCCCGAGGCUAUACCCUCAACGCUGCGCUCUCGCACAACCCUGCUUUCACCCUCAAGCCCAUCGGCCAGUGCAUGAACAUCCCCACCACUAACUUGUACGUCGAGACCAACAAGAACGCGUCCUUCCCCUAUUCGAACACGACCUCGGCCUCGGGCAAGGCAUCGCAGUCCAACAGCAACAGCUCGUCCUCCAGCGGCUCGACCAGCGGCGCCUCUUCGAGCCUCUCGCUCCCGGGCUCCUUGGCCGCCGUCGGUGCGGGCGUCGCCGCGCUCGUCGCGUCGCUGUUGUGAUGAGCUGCAGCGGAUGCGCCGUCGGGUGCGGGAAGCACCGCGAGGACUUGCCCGGACUUGCCAUCGAAGAGAUACUCCUACUACAUUGGACUUCAUGCAGGCAUACCGUCGAUCGCGUUGCAUCCUAGCCACUGCCGGUCGGACAAUCUUCUUAGAUCUAGUGUCGGGUCGAUACAAUACACAUACGGAUCCAUUACUACUAUUGACCGCUUGAUGCCCUACUCGUAUUUCAUGCAUAUGCCUGCUCCCA
Molecule: messenger RNA, 1813 nt
Organism: Heterobasidion irregulare TC 32-1
Lineage: Eukaryota; Fungi; Basidiomycota; Agaricomycetes; Russulales; Bondarzewiaceae
Gene: cde1
Product: chitin deacetylase1
Exons: 10
Coding region: 103-1563 (486 amino acids)
Biological process (GO): carbohydrate metabolic process
Cellular component (GO): membrane
Molecular function (GO): chitin deacetylase activity
Source: RefSeq, a predicted model, not a curated record